Molecule: messenger RNA, 759 nt
Organism: Rhagoletis zephyria (snowberry fruit fly)
Lineage: Eukaryota; Metazoa; Arthropoda; Insecta; Diptera; Tephritidae
Product: density-regulated protein homolog
Biological process (GO): translation reinitiation; formation of translation preinitiation complex
Molecular function (GO): translation initiation factor activity; mRNA binding
Source: RefSeq, a predicted model, not a curated record
CCGGUUUUGUCAAAAAUGACAGCAAACGAAGCCCAUAAACAGCUGAGCAACACAGCCACAUUUCCUCAAAGUCUUUAGAUUGCAAUUGUAGAAAAUUUUCGAUAGGUUUUAGUUAUUUUUAUUAAUUAAAAUAUGGCGGCAGAAGGUGUAGUAAUAGAUCCAGCUGAACGUCNCCGUGAAGGAGUCACAUAUCCUUUGGUUGUGCAAUAUUGUGGCAACUGCACAAUGCCACUUGAAUACUGUGAAUAUUACCCGGAAUAUGAGAAAUGCAGAGCUUGGCUAGAAAAGCAUCUUCCUAGUGAAUUUGAACAAAUGAAAAUCAAGGAUGAAGCAGCUGCGGCUGAUGGCACAGAUGAUGAUAAGAAACGACAAAAAAGGGGGGGCAAAGGAAUGAUGAAGAUUAAUAAAAAGAAGGAAGAUGUUCCUAAAAAGAUUACCGUUUCAAGAGCUCCGCGUGGCAAAAAGAAGUCGGUCACAGUAGUUACCGGGCUGAACACUUUCGACAUAGACCUUAAAGUCGCUGCAAAGUUCUUUGGCACAAAAUUUGCUUGUGGAUCAUCUGUUACAGGCGAUGAUGAAAUUGUUAUCCAGGGUGAUGUGAAAGAUGAUCUAUUCGAUGUCAUACCAGAAAAGUGGCCAGAGAUUGAUGAGGAUUACAUCGAUGACUUGGGCGAUCAGAAGCGCUAGAGACGAUGCUUGGACUGCGUCAAAUGCAUUUCCAAUAAAUAAAAAUAACAACAGAAUUUGUAGAAAAAAAUA